Molecule: messenger RNA, 1644 nt
Organism: Acanthopagrus latus (yellowfin seabream)
Lineage: Eukaryota; Metazoa; Chordata; Actinopteri; Spariformes; Sparidae
Product: small integral membrane protein 26-like
Exons: 2
Coding region: 109-405 (98 amino acids)
Cellular component (GO): mitochondrion
Source: RefSeq, a predicted model, not a curated record
UGUACUUCCGGUUGACUGUCAUGGCGGCGCCCUGACUUGCACCGCUUUGCCCCAAGACAUCCGAGCAGGAAGGAAAACAGACGGAGCCAGAGCUGUCAGACUGCAGCCAUGACGCUCAAAGAUGUGAUGAAGUGGAGAACUCGGAUGUCCAUCGUGUACGCUGCUGGCGUCUGGACCGUCAUCGGCUCGUACGCGUACUUCAAGUACACGGGUCGACUUGACGGCUGGCCAGUGAAAAGCGGAGAGGUCCAAGAGCCAGAAGAUCCGAAUCAAGUUGUCUACGAGACUGCUCAUUCCAAAACUGUCAUCAUCUACAAGAAAGACUUUGUCCCCUACACAACGAGAAUCUACAAUUUUAUCAAAUCAUUCAGCGGUGACUCUAGGAGUGGAGACAAUGCCAAAUAAGAUGAUGGACAGAGAACUUGUCGAGAGCUUUUUGGGGGAUUAUGUACUGUUAAUGCUUUUGUGUGAAGACAUUAUUUUUAUUGGUAACAGAAAUCCCACCGCGGUAUCCACCUGUCCAGGUCUGGAAGAGAUGCCGUUGGAAGAGAUUGCAGCAAAUUAUUUAUAAACUAAACAAUUUUUUUCAGUAGUACUCCUGUUAGCUUUAUCUACACCAUCGUCCAAUAAUACAAAGUUGACACAACCACCAAUGGUGUCGACUCCUGUUCAAGCUCAAGUUUCCUCUGAUUCUGUGAGCACAGCAGGUAUUGCACCAUGCUACAGGAGGUUCUCUCAAUCUGUGGAAUGAAUGACAGGCUCAUUUAUGAAAUUGUCAGUGUUGUUGUUGUUUGACUGCUGUUCACGUAGCAGUUCAUUUAUAUGUGCUAGCGGAAAGAACAGCCAGUAUAAUGGGUGAGGACUGAGACAUCGGGCUUGAAAUAAACAAUACGUUUAUGAAACUCUAAAGGUACAGUAUGUAAGAAUUUAUGCAAUAAAAAAGUCAACAAAAUUGUUUUCCGAGUGUGAAGAAUUCUGAUGUUUGGCUUUAAAUGUAUUGUGUUUCAAGAUAUCCACUGUCCAGCUCGCCCCUGGCCCAUCCCUGUCCAAAGCUCCUGUUCUGGCCACGUUAACAGGAACAGUCCGGCGGUGCCACAGGCGCCCAGUCCGAACCGCUAGCUGCACUUCUAUCUGAGCUAACUAGCAAUUGGCAGCUACUGAUAGCAGUUACACUGGUGACAUUUAGUUUCUUAUUUGUAUGAAUGAGUAUGAAUCAAACAGGUUGCCAAUUCUUACAUAUUGCCCCUUUAAAGUACAGUAUAACACAUUUUCAGAUGUUUGCUUUAAUUUUGUUGCCUUCUUUGAUUCAUUUUUUCUAGUAUGUUUGUUUCACAAUUGUCAAUAAUUCACAAUAUUCAUUGUGACAUGUUAGGAAAAAAGGUAUUGCUACAUUAAUAAUGGUUCCGUUGUAUUUGUUUCCCAGUGAGCCAUGACUGGAGCAACUAAAUGGAAUUCAUCCAUUGUUCAUUUUAUUAUUUACACCUGUGCUUUUCCUACUGUGACAUGUCAAAAUGUUUCCCAUUAUGAGAUGGAAAAUCUAUUAAAAGCACUGUUCAGCCCCAACAUGCCUGACACAGUUGAGUCUAACAACAUAAAAAUACAUCUUAACCAAACUGAACUCUGUAAUAAAGGACAUAUAAUUUA